AUGCGCCGGCGGCAAGACGACUGGGUCAAUGCGACACACAUCCUCAAAGCAGCAGGAUUCGACAAGCCUGCCCGUACGAGAAUCCUCGAGCGCGAGGUACAAAAAGACGUCCAUGAGAAGAUUCAGGGCGGGUAUGGAAAAUAUCAGGGCACAUGGAUUCCUUUAGAAGCUGGAGAACAACUAGCGCAACGAAACAACAUCUUCGAGCGCCUUCGACCAAUCUUCGAGUUCGUCCCCGGAAACCAGAGCCCACCCCCAGCGCCUCGGCAUGCGAGCAAGCCAAAGGCUCCUAGAAAGCCGGCAGUGCCCAAAUGGGGUGCCCCGCCGCCUCAAGAACUUGAGACUGCUAGCCAGCAGCUAAACGAGGAUGAUACGCCGGAUAACGUCACCGUCGCUUCAGUUUCAUACAUAGCAGAAGACGAUCGCCAUGACUUAGCACAUUAUUCGACCGGACACCGGAAGAGGAAACGAGAGGAUAAUAUACAAGACCUCACUGAGCAGCAACAUUCGGUCUAUGGUGAUGAACUAUUAGAUUACUUCCUCCUAUCUCGUAACGAGGCGCCCAAUUUCCGUCCCGAGCCUCCUCCUAAUUUUCAGCCCGACUGGCCGAUCGAUACAGAGAAGCAUACCGCCCUCCACUGGGCUAGCGCUAUGGGCGAUGUAGACGUCAUCAAGCAACUGAAGCGAUUCGGAGCUACUUUGGGAGUUCAAAACUGCAAGGGCGAGACUCCGUUCAUGCGAUCCGUGAACUUUACCAAUUGUUACGAGAAGCAAACUUUCCCUCAGGUCAUGAAGGAACUGUGGGAUACCGUCGAUGCGCGUGACGAUUCGGGCUGUACAGUGAUUCAUCACGCCGCCAUUAUGAAAAGUGGUCGAAUCACGAGCACUUCGUGCUGCCGUUACUAUCUCGAUAAUAUUCUGAACAAACUCCAGGAAACUCAUGACCCCAACUUUGUCCAGCACCUUAUCGACACCCAAGAUCAUGGCGGUAAUACCGCUCUACACUUGGCAGCGAAGACGAACGCUCGUAAAUGUAUAAGAGCCCUUCUUGGCCGGGGCGCCUCUACAGACAUCCCUAACGCAGAAGGUAUCCGCGCAGAGGAUCUCAUCAAGGAAUUGAAUGCUACAAAGAAUCCAAAGGAGCGCGUGCCUCAGCGAUCCUCAUCUCCCUUUGCCCCUGAAACUCAACGGCACGUCUCCUUCCGCGACGCCCUCACAGAAUCCGUUUCUAAGUUAGCUGUCACUUAUAACUCGGAAGCAGCAAAUACAGUCCAGAAUAAGAUAACACCGCUUGUCCUGGAGAAGUUCCAGGAUCUCGCCCAUAGUUACGAUGAGGAAUGGAAGGAAAAGAACGAUGCCGAAAUGGAGGCCCGUCGUAUCCUCGCAAAUACACAAAACGAGCUCGCCGUCGUCAGAGCGCAAAUUGCCGAACUAGAUAGUCAGUUGGAAUCUCCCGAGGCGGCGUCAAAGGUCGUCGGCGAAGCUACUAUCCUACAGCAACAAGUCACAUCGUUAUUGGCGAGCCAGAGCCGAUAUUAUGUGCAUUCUUCCGUCGAACAAGCCAUAUCGAUGAUGAAUGGUGACACCAGUGACGACUCGUACGAGGAGCGAGUUAAACUUGCCCAAGAGCUAAGGGAGCUCAUCAUGGAGCAGCGGCGCGCGGAGAAAGAGUACGUCGACGCUUUAGGGGUGUCCGGUACCGGCGAGAAGAUUGACAAGUACCGACGAUUACUCAAAGAAUGUCUGGAUCAGGAGGCUGCAGAGAACUUAGAUUCCAACUUGGAUGACCUCAUCGACAUGAUGGAAGAGGAGCGAAGUGAGGGGCCUCCGGUUAUACCCGGGCAAGGAGAGCCUAUGAUGAUUUGUUAA
Messenger RNA from Daldinia vernicosa, 1869 nucleotides. Its product is annotated as apses-domain-containing protein. The record is from RefSeq and is a predicted model, not a curated record. The coding region runs from base 1 to 1869 and encodes 622 amino acids. The transcript has 2 exons. Gene Ontology annotation, molecular function: DNA binding; protein binding; transcription regulator activity. NCBI's taxonomy places the organism in Eukaryota, Fungi, Ascomycota, Sordariomycetes, Xylariales, Hypoxylaceae. Gene Ontology annotation, cellular component: SBF transcription complex; MBF transcription complex.